This is a messenger RNA of Myotis daubentonii (Daubenton's bat), 1096 nucleotides long. Its product is annotated as large ribosomal subunit protein eL34-like. The annotation marks the transcript as partial. NCBI's taxonomy places the organism in Eukaryota, Metazoa, Chordata, Mammalia, Chiroptera, Vespertilionidae. The transcript is spliced from 2 exons. The record is from RefSeq and is a predicted model, not a curated record.
CUUCGGCCAUUCUCCGUGGCCCAGCGUUUGGCAUACCGUCGGAGGCUGUCCUACAAUGCAGCCUUUAACAAAACUAGGCUGUCCCGAACCCCUGGCAGUAGAAUUGUUUGCCUUGAUAAGAAGGUUAGGAAAGCACCAACAUCUCCAUGUGGCGUGUGCCCAGGCCGACUUCGCGGAGUUCGUGCUGUGAGACCUGAGGUUCUAAUGAGCUCGUCUAAAACAACGAAGCGUGUCAGCAGGGCCUCUGGUGGGUCCGUGUGUGCCAGGUGUGUCUGUGACAGGAUCACGCGUGCUUCCCUUACUGGGGAGCAGAAAAUCGCUGUGAAAGUAUUGAAGGCACAAGCACAGAGCCAGAAAGCUAAAUAAAUUUAAAAAUGAAGCUUUCUUUGAGUAAUAAAAGCAAUUAAAGGGCUAAAAGAAACAUCAGUGAUGAUAGAGAGUCAUGGAUCGGCCUCCAGGCCCCCUACUGGGGAUCGCGCCCGCAACCCAGGCCUGUGCCCUGACUGGGAAUUGAACCGUGACCUCCUGGUUCAUAGGUCAACUCUCAACCGCUGAGCCACGCCAGCUGAGCGGGCCAGGUGAUUUUUUUGUUGUUGUGAGGCGCCCUCCUGUAGGUUGUAGAGAUUUAGAAGCAUCCCUGGCCUCUACCCACUAGAUGCCAGUCGCAGCCAACCCCUCCGUUGUGACAACCAGAAAUGUCUCCAGGCAUUGCCAGAUGCCCCUUGGGUGGCAGAAUUGUCCCCCAGUUUUCAUCACCGCUCUAGACUGUCGACACUCUGCCAAGAGUUUGACUGUAAGUGGGGCAGAAUGGUUGGGAGUUGGGCAGCCUCAUUCAAGAAUCAGCAUGACUGUGACUGUCUUAGUUUGUCUUUUUCUUAGCAAAAUCAUGAUCAGAAAUGCUCCUUUAGCUACUGUGUUUUGUUGGUUAAAAUUUUUUUUUAUGAGUGUAUUUGAGCAAAACUGACAAUUGCCAGGAAGCAGAAUCUCAACUGGUUGAGAAAAUGCUCUAGAAAAUGGCAGUUUUACCACUUAUGUUGUACAUCAGAGUCUAAGGGCAAGCCGAAAGGGGGUUACAUUGAAACCCAUUGGUGAUAGA